GCAGUAGGCGCGGAGGAGAACAAGACACAGAGGGAGAUUGGGAGAAGGAAUGGCUCAAGCUCUGGCCAUGGCGAAACCUCUCGCACCUUCAUCAUCGGUGCUUCGUAAAGGAGGGGACCCAUCUUCUCCUUCACCCUCCAACACUCUGAGCAUCCAAUGCGCUCGUGUUGGGGGCGUUGAAAUCCCAGACAACAAGCGGAUCGAGUACUCUCUGCAGCAUAUCUACGGCAUCGGCCGAACUCGAGCUCGCCAGAUACUCUGGGAGGUUGGCCUGGAGAACAAGGUCACCAAGGACUUGACCGAAGAGGAACUCACCACCCUUCGUGAAGAACUCUCCAACGAAGUAACCGUGAAGGGUAGGAAAGAGAAGAAAUACAUGAUCGAAGGUGAACUGAGAGCUUUCAACGCGCUCAAUAUUAGGAGAUUGAUUGAGAUUCAGUGCUACAGAGGAACCCGGCAUCAGAAAGGGUUGCCUUGCAGAGGGCAGCACACGAGGAACAACUGUCGGACGUUGAAGGGUAAGAGGGUUCCUGUUGCGGGAAAGAAGAAGGCCACUCGUUAACAAUUCGACAACUGUUUUCAUGAAUCCCUUUAUUCGAAUGAGAUUGUUKGGAGAUUGGAUCACUUGGUACGGUUAUAGUCUCUACGAAUAGUGUUUUCAGAGGGUUUUGUAAUUGUGACAAGUGAUAUUCCCUUUCGAUCUUCAUAUCCGGGUUCAGUAACCUUUUCUUCUGGGUCACUUCUAUCUGGGUUCUGUUAACUUUUUUUUUCCUUCUGGAUCACUCCAUGGUGUAUGUGUCUGUUUCUAUAACUAGUGAAUGUGAACUAUGAACUUCUUAGUAAUUUUCCAUUGUGUGUAUGUGUUUGUUUCUA
This is a messenger RNA of Nelumbo nucifera (sacred lotus), 873 nucleotides long. Its product is annotated as small ribosomal subunit protein uS13c-like. Gene Ontology annotation, molecular function: structural constituent of ribosome; RNA binding. The record is from RefSeq and is a predicted model, not a curated record. Gene Ontology annotation, cellular component: mitochondrion; ribosome; small ribosomal subunit. Lineage: Eukaryota; Viridiplantae; Streptophyta; Magnoliopsida; Proteales; Nelumbonaceae. Gene Ontology annotation, biological process: translation.